AAUCGAUACAUGCAUAUAUAAAAUGUUUGCACUUUCUCCGUUUUGCCUAUUUCAGUUAAACUGUUCCUUCUAUAUGGGAUGGCUUUUGUGCAAGAAGACGUGGUCUCGCCUGCAAGCGGUUGCGACAGUAAAGCAAUCGCCUCUCCUCUCUCUUUCAGGUUGCAAAAUUCCUGACCGAUUUUUUUUUGUGUGUGUAUAUUUAUAUUUGUUAUUUAAAUGCUCCGCAACAAAACCCAAAAAAAUUGAAAUAAUUGAAGCGAUUCACACGGUAACGAUGAUUGUUUUGCAAAUAUAUUGCCUAAAAUUUCGCGUGCGAAUUGAUGGAUGAACCCCGUCAUCUGGGAGAAUUGCAGGGUGCGUCUGCAGGAAUCGUGCCUUGGUAACAACAAAUGGGUGUCGCAACCUUCCUUGAAAAUGCCAAUUCACUUUCACGCUGGGCACUUUGCGGUUUUUGGUCCACGAAUGGCUUUGCUACAGCAGUGCAAAAGUCAAUCGUUUGUAUCGAGCGAAAGAAAAAUUUAGAGCAACAUUGUUCAGACUUAUGCAACUCUGAAACGAAAGAAGCCUUGUUGUUUACAUUAGUUAAUAGCAACAAGUGCGGCGAUGAUACUUCCGAUUUGCGGACGACGCAUUGUUGUUCGUGUUGCUGUUGUUGUUGUAAUAUAAUGUCCCCGAUUAUGUUUCAGAAGGAGAGACUCUUCGGUGCAGCUUUCUCCAACGGCCGGAGAGACGUGAGCCGUUCGCUCUUCGUGAAUUUUCUGAGGCGCGCUAUGUUGUUAGUUGUUCGCGAACUUUCGAACGGAGCGCAGCGCACUCUGCUCCCGUUUAUUAAUUUUCCACGCUUUUCCGCACGUUUCGUUGGGGAGAUAGUAUUUCUUUUGCACUUUAUAUAAUGACCGAGAAGGGCAAGUCGGAGAAGAGCGCGGAGAACAAUCUCACCAUCUCGACGAAGCUCUCCACCGAUCACUUGAUAUGCAAGACGCCGCAGGAAUCGCCGAUGUCGAGCAAAAGGGAUCUGCAGUAUGUGGCGCAGAAGGGAGGCAGUGAUAAGAACUGUUACAGUGUCUUCCUCUAUCUGGGAGUUCUGCAGAUGCUCUGCGGUCUUCUGAUGUCCGUUUUCGGAAUCCUCGUAAUCCUACACGAUUCCAGCUUAUCACAGAUCGGGGGUGGUAUCUGGGGCGGUUGUCUGGCUGUAGCCGCCGGAACUGCCGGUAUCCUUUCUUCGGCCAAAGAUUUCUGUCCGUUGAAGAGCGGAGCGCAAAAGGUAGCGCAAACCGUCUUCUUGGCGUUGAGUCUCAUAAGUUUGGCGAUAGCCCAGUUGGUGCUCGUCUUCGCGGCGACAGGAUUGGCUCGGGACGUGCAGAAGAGCGAGAUCAUCCAGAUCGAUGCCGAGGAGGACGCAACUGAUGACAUAAUCGAAGUGUUGCCAUCGAAUUACCCCGCACUUUUAUCCAACAUAGGGCUUCUCGUGGUUUCCGCAUUGGAGUGCGUCUGUGCAGCUGUUGCUUCUUAUAGGGGCGCGAGAGCGGUCUGCCCUUGCUUCAAGCGUGAAGAGGACAACCUGCACAGUAAUCUGAAGAUUGGCGCUGGCGAUUCCCUGGUGAACUCUUGGCUCGGUAAACAUCCACAGGUGGCAUCCGGACCGCAGCAGAUCUAUGUGGUGCAUUCAGCGGCGCCCGUCCCCUCCGCCGCACCCUCGUCAAUCGGGAAGCACAGCAAGUUAUCCAUCUCCCCAAUUUACACACUUCCACAGCCGGUUUAUGGUCAGACGAUUUACCCAUUGAUUCCAGCUCCGCUGGGUCCUGUACCUUCGCCGAUCAUCCCGACUCUUCCGAAAGAUAGGAAUUACCGACGUCCAAGACAAAUUCCGUUCUCGCAAAUCCAACUCCAACAACAGCAGCAGCAACAGCAAAUGAGAUCGAAGAGCAGGUCACGCAGUAAAUCAGUAGAAAAACACGUAGUUACAGAUGAAGAUGUUGCAAAGACAUACACGGGACUGGACAGGACGAUUGCCGAAGAGUUCAUCGAGAUCUGCGAUUCGCGAAAUAAUAGCCUCUGCAGCGAUUCCAGCAACGGCGGCUUCAAUACCAGCGACAUCGGCUCAAGAGACUACCUAAUCGACAAGAUGUAAAACCGACUGGAUUGAUGAAGUCGAGUAUGAGAAUAUUAACCAAUUUUGUAUAUAAUAAUAAUGUAUUUUUUAUAUAUAUAUAUUUGUAUAUAUGGAAAGAGAAAUUUUUUAUAAUAUUGUUAUCAUGUGAUAUUUGUACAUGCGGGGCUGUUCCUACUGCUUGUGUAUAGCUGUAAAAACUCGAACGAGUGUAGCAUAUAGCCCUUUUAUUAACUGAAUUCGAGAUCAUUUAUUAACGUUCGUAGUUAAUUGAAAUCAGUCACUUCAAUUGAGCAAAUAAUCACGAAAAUUCCCACUUACAUAAGAUAUGCAGAUUUGAAACGCUGUGUUUAUUUUUUG
Molecule: messenger RNA, 2470 nt
Organism: Nicrophorus vespilloides
Lineage: Eukaryota; Metazoa; Arthropoda; Insecta; Coleoptera; Silphidae
Exons: 5
Coding region: 893-2131 (412 amino acids)
Cellular component (GO): membrane
Source: RefSeq, a predicted model, not a curated record